Amaranthus tricolor (Joseph's coat) is the source of this 2683-nucleotide messenger RNA. RefSeq names its product protein arginine N-methyltransferase 1.5. The record is from RefSeq and is a predicted model, not a curated record. Gene Ontology annotation, cellular component: cytosol; nucleus. The coding region runs from base 200 to 2161 and encodes 653 amino acids. The transcript is spliced from 23 exons. Gene Ontology annotation, biological process: peptidyl-arginine N-methylation; regulation of DNA-templated transcription. NCBI's taxonomy places the organism in Eukaryota, Viridiplantae, Streptophyta, Magnoliopsida, Caryophyllales, Amaranthaceae.
CUAAAACCCUAAAAACCAGAAGUCGUUGGCUGAGCUCUAAAACCCUAAACUACAGCUGAGCACUUAUAAACUUGUCGAAGGUUCUUCCAAAACCCUACUCUUUCGACUUUCCAUUUUCUAUCACUCUUCCCAUUUCUCUUCCUGAAUCUAUCAGUCAGCCCUUCAUUCACUCCAUUGAAGGAAAAAGAAGAAGAAGAAGAUGCCGUUGGGUGAUAGAAAUGGAGAUAAGGAGUCCCGUUACUGCGGUGUUGAAACUGAGUUCAGCGACAACAUGCCUCAACUUCUCGAGUUCAACAUUAAGGGUGGAUUCGAUUUUGUUCUUGCUCCUUUGUUUGAUCCUGCAUAUCGGCCAAGCUUAGAUCGGGGAUCUGGUGCCCUACCUGUUGCUGGGUCAGACUUGGUUUUGAGCCCUUCUCAAUGGAGCAGUCAUGUUGUUGGCAAAAUCAGCUCAUGGAUUGAUUUGGAUUCUGAUGAUGAAAUUCUUAGAAAAGACUCUGAGAUCUGUCUGAUGCAAGAAUUAGCAUGGGCUUCUCAUCUCUCGCUACAGGCGUGCCUUCUUCCAGCCCCUAAGGGUCCUUCAUGUGCCAACUACGCAAGAUGUGUGAAUCAGAUUCUGCAAAGCUCCAGCAACAUGCAUCUGUGGCUCAGGAUUCCUUUAAGAAAGCAUGAAGAUGGUGACAUUAUGGAUGAUGAUCUCUUGCCAUGUCAUGUGACUCACUGCCAGGGUGCCGAUCCUAUUGAUUCAUGGGAGACAUGGAAUGCAUUUCGUCUUCUAUGUGAACAUAAUAGCCAACUCUCUGUUGCGCUUGAUGUCCUGGGCUCACUUCCUUCUACAAAUUCUUUGGGGCGCUGGUUAGGAGAGCCUGUACGAGCUGCAAUACUCCACACCAAUGCUUUUCUAACAAAUGCUCGUGGACAUCCUUGUUUAUCCAAGCGCCACCAGAAACUACUCACUCAAUUCUUCAACCAUUCAGUACAGGUAAUAAUUUCUGGAGGAUUGGUACACUCUUCGGUAGGAGCGCCGGAAGCUAUUAACACUAGUGCUGCCAGCCAUGAAAACAGUGAUAUAGGUCAUCCUUUGAGAUCAUACUUGUACUAUGUUGGUUAUCUUUACCAAAAGAUGGAUCCUCUUCCUGAGCAGGAGCUUUAUGAGCUCAGUUACAGAGACUUUCUGCAGAGUCCCUUGCAGCCUCUCAUGGAUAACUUGGAGGCCCAAACAUAUGAAACGUUUGAGAAAGAUACUGUGAAAUACCUUCAAUACCAAAGGGCAGUUAGUAAAGCCUUGCUGGACAAAGUUCCUGAUGAAAAGGCUUCUAGUGAAACCAUAGUUUUGAUGGUUGUUGGAGCAGGACGAGGACCUCUUGUCAGAGCAUCAUUAGAGGCCGCAAGAGAAACAAGCCGAAGGUUAAAAGUUUAUGCCGUGGAGAAAAAUCCUAAUGCAGUAAUUACUCUUCAUAGCUUGCUUAAACUUGAAGGAUGGGAGAACAUUGUUACCGUGAUAUCUAGUGACAUGCGCCAUUGGGAUGCCCCUGAGAAAGCUGACAUUUUGGUUAGUGAACUGUUGGGUUCUUUUGGUGAUAAUGAACUUUCUCCCGAGUGUCUUGAUGGGGCUCAAAGAUUUUUGAAGCCAGAUGGCAUCUCUAUCCCCUCCUCGUACACGAGUUUUUUCCAACCCAUUACAAGCACCAAAUUGUAUAAUGAUGUUAAGGCACAUAGAGACAUGGUGCACUUUGAAACUCCUUAUGUGGUUAAACUACAUAAAGUAGCGAGGCUUGCUCCCUGUCAGCCAGUCUUUACUUUUGUCCAUCCCAAUAAUUCUUCGAACAAAGACAAUGAUCGUUACACAAGGCUGAAGUUUGAGAUACCUAGCGAUACGGGUUCAGUCUUGGUGCAUGGGUUUGCUGGAUACUUUGAUGCAACUCUCUACAAAGAUGUACAUCUUGGCAUAGAACCAACAAUGCCAACACCAAAUAUGUUUAGUUGGUUUCCAAUAUUCUUCCCAUUAAGGUCACCAGUAUGCGUACGUCCUGGUGUCCCUUUAGAAUUUCAUAUAUGGCGAUGCUCUGGUUCUACUAAGGUUUGGUAUGAGUGGUGUGUCGAGUCUCCUUCCGCAUCACCCAUUCACAAUAGCAAAGGUCGUUCAUACUGGGUUGGUUUGUAGUUUUCCAACUUUGGAAUUAUUCCCAAAAGAGCACCAGAAAACCGAUGAUUAUUUGCAUCUUCAGGAGUGAAAAUUGAGAGCACAUAAUGAAAAUGUUAGGAUUGCUGCUUAUCCAAGUCUUUCGUGAUGAAUUGGAACGCAGUUUUCCUCUAUCCCGCUAGAUGUGCCUGGUUUAUUUAUGUAAUGACAGUCGGAAAACCCUUCUCGCAAAUGUCUCCGAUAUAAUACUUCUGUGGUGUUCAUGAACUGUUGCAAUUAUUAAUGCUGAAAUCUUUCUAAGGCGAGUUUCGGUUUUUGAGUGGAUGUAUCUGGGUAAAUUAUCGCUGUAUUGCGAAAAAGUUGCAUAUCAGCUGAAGAUUUAGCAUGUCUAACUUGUAUUAUAAACGUAGGUGAUGCUAUCUAUCAUUUUUGAUUUAGUUUUUAAUCAACAUUUUACCUGUUAUUACCUAUUGUAAAGACAUUUGGUGUGUUCAAAUAUGCAUUAAUUCAAUUUACUAAUUAACCACAAUUUGUCUUAUCAAA